Cololabis saira (Pacific saury) is the source of this 1602-nucleotide messenger RNA. Its product is annotated as P2Y purinoceptor 3. Gene Ontology annotation, cellular component: membrane. Gene Ontology annotation, biological process: G protein-coupled receptor signaling pathway. The transcript is spliced from 2 exons. The record is from RefSeq and is a predicted model, not a curated record. NCBI's taxonomy places the organism in Eukaryota, Metazoa, Chordata, Actinopteri, Beloniformes, Belonidae. Gene Ontology annotation, molecular function: G protein-coupled receptor activity; oxysterol binding. Bases 130 to 1494 code for a protein of 454 amino acids.
ACGGGUCUGUCCACGACCAACGGAGGGGGACGUUAGAUGGAUCCAUCGAUAGAUUGAUCAAAGUGGCUGCAAUGAUGCCAGACAAACCCCAAUUGAUACGCCUCUAUAACUAGCCUUCUGAGGGUCAUCAUGGGACUGAGCCGAGCCUCUGGCACGCCGCCACAUCCCGGAUUCUUGGUGACUGCCCAUCCCAACAGUUCCGGCAGCUUGCCCACCUCGUCUUUGCCUGCGUCGUCCUGCAGUAUUGAUGAAUCCUACAAGUAUGUCUUCCUGCCCGUCUGCUACUCGGUGACCUUCAUCUUUAGCCUGAUGCUCAACUCGGUGGUGCUGCUGCGCUCGUGCCGCCACCACAGCGGCGGGGUUGGUAGCGGUCGGCGCUGGAACACUUCCCUGAUCUACAUGGUGAACUUGGCCACCACCGACCUCAUGUACGGCCUGUCGCUGCCCUUCCUGGUGGCGAGCUACGUUCUGAGGGACCGGUGGGUGUUCGGGGACUUCAUGUGCCGCCUUGUACGCUUCCUCUUCUACUUCAACCUCUACUGCUCCAUUUUCUUCCUCACCUGCAUCUCUGUUCACAGGUAUCUGGGCAUCUGCCAUCCAAUGAGGACCAUCACUCUGGAGAGCAAGCGGGUGGUGAAGGGGACCUGUGCGCUGGUUUGGGUGGUGGUCUUUGUGCUCACCUGCCCUAUCUUCAGGUUCGCCCAGACUGGGAGUGUUGUGAGAGGGGGCACCAGGACCGUUGGGUCUGAGGGGAUGAUAGGUGGUGAGAACAGGACAGAUGAAGAGUUCGGGGAGGAGUACAUGAACUGCUGGGAUGAUGCCAUCGACAAGGAGUUUGCUGAUUAUGUUCCAUACGGCAUCAUCCUACAUGUAAUAGGUUUCUUUGUUCCCUUUGUCAUCAUCGCUUGGUGUUACUCUCAGGUGGUCCGGACGAUAUUCCAGACCCUCCGCACCCCACCCAGUUCAUUAGAGGGUGGCGACGACAGUCCGGCAGGGGACGGAGGAUUGGAGGGUGUUCGAGAUCGGGAGAGAACCUCAGUUUCCAUCUCUGGCUCCCAGUACUCGCACUACAUCCGACGAAGGCGUAAAUCCAUAAAGACAAUCGUGACCAUCACGCUGCUGUUUGCGCUGUGCUUCCUGCCCUUCCAUGUGACUCGUACGCUGUUCCUGCUCCUGCGGCGGGGACUUUGGGAGUUCGGGAGCUGCAACACCAUGAAGACCGUUUCCAUCUGCUAUAAGGUCACUCGGCCACUGGCCUCCUGCAACGCUUGGCUCAACGCUCUCCUCUACUUCUUGACAGGAGAUCAAGGUACUCCAUGCUGCGGGUCAUUAGAACAAAACAUCCGCCGUGACCGCCGCAAUGGCUCGCUCUGGUGGCCGCUGACGAUACUGAGAAAAGAUGGAGCAGCAGAGGACGAUCACGAGGGGGCCGAGAAGGCUGAGACGGAGCUGCACAUGGAGGAUGAAUCCAAGUCCUCCAGGGUCAUCUUCUAGGGCCUGAUUCUCCAGGUCACAAAUCAAACAGGAAGCUACCGGACGUUGUUAAACGUUUCAUCACCUUCUCAUUAAAAUGCAAUGUAAAUUUAAAAAGAAUUUACAUAU